Cyphellophora europaea CBS 101466 is the source of this 903-nucleotide messenger RNA. RefSeq lists its product as uncharacterized. Bases 1 to 903 code for a protein of 300 amino acids. Gene Ontology annotation, molecular function: enoyl-CoA hydratase activity. The record is from RefSeq and is a predicted model, not a curated record. NCBI's taxonomy places the organism in Eukaryota, Fungi, Ascomycota, Eurotiomycetes, Chaetothyriales, Cyphellophoraceae. Gene Ontology annotation, cellular component: mitochondrion. The transcript has 2 exons. Gene Ontology annotation, biological process: fatty acid beta-oxidation.
AUGCGGCACACGUCCAGAUUGAGGACGCUCGUGCGUUCUCCUCGGGUAGGACAGACACGACACUAUGCCGCCGCCGCCCAAGGAUCUACCAUACAGCUACAAAAUCAUCCAGCCCCUCAUUCUGGAACAAUCCGCGUGUUGCUGCUCGACAGGCCAGAAUCACGCAACGCCCUUUCAAAGCAGUUGGUUACAGACUUGAGGCGUCAUGUGGACGAAAUUAAAGCCGAAGGUGGUACAGGAGGAACAAGAGCUCUGAUUGUGGCCAGCAACGUCGACAAAGCGUUUUGCGCAGGUGCUGAUCUCAAGGAGAGGAGAGGCAUGUCCCAGGCGGACGUCGGUGCCUUUUUGACUCACCUGCGAUCCACGUUCACCGAGCUUGCGAAUCUCCCAGUACCUACCAUCUCGGCCAUAUCCUCGACCGCGUUGGGAGGCGGUCUCGAGCUUGGACUUUGUACCACCCUCCGUGUCUUUGGCUCAACGGCCCUUGUGGGUCUUCCAGAAACAAGAUUGGCAAUCAUCCCGGGCGCAGGUGGCACCUACCGUCUUCCACCCUUGAUUGGAGUCAACCGAGCAAGAGAUCUCAUCUUAACAGGUCGAAGAGUCACAGGUGCUGAGGCAUACUUCCUUGGGCUGUGCGACCGUCUUGUUGAAGUAACGUCCGAAGAAGCGAAGAAGGAGGGAGUGGCGCGUGAGAAGGUCCUUGAUGCCAGCCUGCAGUUGGCGAGAGACAUCUGCGAGGGUGGACCGGUGGCGUUGAAGGCGGCAAUGCAGGCCAUCGAAGGCUGGCCAAAGGGCGAAGCCUCGGAGAAUGCUGCCUAUGACAUGAUUCUGCAGACAGAGGACCGCGUUGAGGCUCUGCGGGCCUUUGCAGAGAAGCGCAAACCUGCAUUCAAGGGUCGAUAG